AUACAACCAACUACCAACUGCAACUAGUUUGGUUUUCACUUGUCAAAUGGCUACAAUAUCGUUAAGUCAACGGUCAACUUCUUUUCGCCAACCGUUAAAUGGUUCAGUGGUUGAGGAGAUCAGUGGGUUGAUUCGGGUUCACAAAGGUGGCUACGUCGAGAGACCUCUAGCUAUAGCUCAUGCGUCUUGCAUGGUCCCCUCAGGGCUCGAGGUUACAGCCACGGAUGUUACGAUAGACAAGUUUACUAGCUUGUGGGCCCGGGUGUAUGCCCCGAGCAAUUACAAACAGUUUUCAUCCAAAAGGCCGGUGGUGGUUUACUUUCAUGGAGGGGGGUUUUGUGUUGGAUCCGCUUCGUGGGCUUGUUACCAUGACUUUUUGUUAAAUCUUGCCCGGGAGGCGUGUUGUGUCGUUGUAUCGGUUAACUACCGGUUAGCCCCUGAGAACCGGCUCCCAGCAGCCUAUGAUGAUGGGUUCAAUGUCAUUAUGUGGCUAAAACAAGAGGGUUUGAAGGGAACGGUUAAUGAGCUUAAAGGGUGCGAUUAUUCAAAAGUAUAUUUAGCCGGUGAUAGUGCUGGUGCAAAUAUUGCGUACCAUGUCGCGUCACGGCUAGUGUCUAGGCCGGUCUUGUCACCCAAGGGAAUUAUUCUGAUCCAACCAUUUUUUGGGGGAGAGGCAAGAACUAUGUCCGAGAAGCAUUGUACACAACCCGUUAACUCGGCGCUGACACUAUCAGCUUCUGAUACAUAUUGGCGGCUCGCGCUCCCAGUAGGGUUUACGCGAGACAACCCAUGGUGCAACCCUCUUGCAAGGGGUGCACCGAGAUUGAGUGACAUGCGGCUUUUCAAGACGUUGGUUUGUGUGGCUGAGUUGGACAUAUUGAAAGAUAGAAACUUAGAAUUCACGUCUGCCCUAGCUAGGACGGGUGCACCAGUGCAAUCUGUCGUCUACAAAGACGUUGGACACGCGUUUCAAGUUUUAUAUAAUUAUCAACUUGCUCAGACCCGAACCCACGAGAUGAUUACUCACCUUAGGGCUUUCAUCAACCAGUAAUUAGUGUUUUGAUGGCUUUUAGAUUGUAAAAUCUAGCAUAAUGUUUUGUUCUUUUAUUAUAUAGAACUGUAAUCUACAUGCAAUAUGCUAAUAAUGUGAUAUAUGCUUUAGUUUUGGAAGAAAAUGAAAUGAAAAGUUCUAUA
Helianthus annuus (common sunflower) is the source of this 1194-nucleotide messenger RNA. Its product is annotated as probable carboxylesterase 17. The transcript has a single exon. The coding region runs from base 47 to 1051 and encodes 334 amino acids. Lineage: Eukaryota; Viridiplantae; Streptophyta; Magnoliopsida; Asterales; Asteraceae. Gene Ontology annotation, molecular function: hydrolase activity. The record is from RefSeq and is a predicted model, not a curated record.